Messenger RNA from Notolabrus celidotus (New Zealand spotty), 1400 nucleotides. It is a transcript of the gene wnt16, whose product is annotated as wingless-type MMTV integration site family, member 16. The transcript has 4 exons. Bases 235 to 1299 code for a protein of 354 amino acids. The record is from RefSeq and is a predicted model, not a curated record. Gene Ontology annotation, molecular function: frizzled binding; cytokine activity. Gene Ontology annotation, cellular component: extracellular region. Gene Ontology annotation, biological process: cell fate commitment; multicellular organism development; neuron differentiation. NCBI's taxonomy places the organism in Eukaryota, Metazoa, Chordata, Actinopteri, Labriformes, Labridae.
GCUUCUAACCCUGCAGAGUGAAAACUAAACCGAGAGCAGAUCAGACUGUUUUCGGAGGAUCUUCUUCAUAAUCAUCAUCAUCAUCAGCAUCAUCUUUAGCAGCAGUAGGCACUGGGAUCAUUAAUGAGGACCAGGACCAUUAAUCUGCUCCUGGACCGGGUCUGAGUAUGAGUCAGAUGCUGCUGAUGGACAGACUGAGAGCGCAGCCAGGAGGAUCAGAUCCAUGAGGAGGACAUGGAGACUCGGAGCCGAGGAGUCCGACACAUGUGCACUCUGAGCCUGCUGCUGGUGUCCGUGUGUCCGCUCUGCUGCAGCUCCAGCUGGAUGUGGUUGGGUGUGACCUCGGCAGGGGGCACGGAGAAGCUGGGCUGUGCUAAUCUCCCUCUGAGCCCCAGACAGCGGGACCUGUGCCGGAAGAAGCCGUUCCUGCUGCCCAGCAUCCAGGACGGAGCCCGGCUGGCCGUGUCCGAGUGCCAGAGUCAGUUCAGACACGAGAGGUGGAACUGCUCCACCAGCGAGCAGCCGCCUGUGUUCGGACACGAGCUGACCAGCGGGACCAAAGAGACAGCGUUUAUCUACGCCGUGAUGGCAGCAGGGCUGGUCCAUGCCGUCACGCGUUCCUGCAGUCAGGGGAACACGACAGAGUGCGGCUGUGAUGCCCGACUGCAGGGCGGCGGCUCGACGGUGGACGGCUGGCACUGGGGCGGCUGCUCGGAUCACAUCCAGUACGGGACUUGGUUCAGCCGCAAGUUCAUGGAUAACGCCAAAAACACGUCGACGACCCGAGGAGGGUACACGCAGAGCACCAUGAACCAACAUAACAGCGAGGUGGGACGACAGGCCAUUGAGCAGACAAUGUCCACAGACUGUCGCUGUCAUGGUGUCUCUGGAUCCUGUGCAGUGAAGACGUGUUGGAGGAUGAUGGCGCCAUUUGACCACGUGGGCGAAUACCUGAAGGAUCGCUAUGAGAACAGCGUUCAAGUGUCAGACCGCUCCAAGAGGAAGACGAGGAGGAAGGAUCAGCGUCGCCCCCCUGUGGACAAACAGCAGCUCAUCUUCUUCAACAAGUCUCCAAACUACUGCCUGGCGGACCGGCGCCGCGGGGUGGCCGGCACCAGGGGGCGCCGAUGCAACCGCACAUCCACGGGCUCGGACAGCUGCAACCUGCUGUGCUGCGGGCGCGGGUACAACACACACGUGGUGAGACACGUACAACGCUGCGAGUGCAAGUUCGUCUGGUGCUGCUACGUGCGCUGCAGGCGCUGCGAGAGCAUGAACGAUAUGCACACCUGUAAAUAGCACACCUGGAAGUGAAACAAAGACACACCUAGAGAUGAACUCACCUGGAGAUCAAGAUCAGUUAUAUAUGGUCUCACAGGUACGUCAGAGGAGGAGGUGAG